Nothoprocta perdicaria is the source of this 4633-nucleotide messenger RNA. RefSeq names its product ABR, RhoGEF and GTPase activating protein (gene ABR). The record is from RefSeq and is a predicted model, not a curated record. Gene Ontology annotation, molecular function: guanyl-nucleotide exchange factor activity; GTPase activator activity. Gene Ontology annotation, biological process: intracellular signal transduction; positive regulation of GTPase activity. NCBI's taxonomy places the organism in Eukaryota, Metazoa, Chordata, Aves, Tinamiformes, Tinamidae. The transcript has 22 exons. Gene Ontology annotation, cellular component: membrane. The coding region runs from base 56 to 2503 and encodes 815 amino acids.
CUACGACGCCGAGGGGAAUGAGGAGCCCAAGGCCCUGCCGGAGGGCUCGGAAACCAUGCCCUACAUCGAUGAGUCGCCCACCAUGUCCCCCCAGCUCAGUGCCCGUGGCCAGGACAGCGGGGACGGUGUCUCUCCCACGCCCACCGACGGCCUCGGCACCGGGGGCGAGCGGGAUGCUGGCAAAGGCCUGGAGAUGAGGAAGCUGGUGCUCUCCGGUUUCCUGGCCAGCGAGGAGAUCUACAUCAACCAGCUGGAGGCCCUGCUGUUGCCUAUGAAGCCACUCAAGGCCACGGCCACCACGUCGCAGCCUGUCCUCACCCUCCAGCAGAUUGAGACAAUUUUCUACAAGAUCCAGGACAUCUAUGAGAUCCACAAGGAGUUCUACGACAGCCUGUCCCCAAAGGUGCAGCAGUGGGACAGCAACAUCACCAUGGGCCACCUUUUCCAGAAACUGGCCAGCCAGCUCGGGGUGUACAAGGCCUUUGUGGAUAACUACAAAAUCGCGCUGGAGACAGCAGAGAAAUGCAGCCAGAGCAACUACCAGUUCCAGAAGAUCUCGGAGGAGCUGAAGGUGAAAGGCCCCAAGGACUCCAAGGAGAGCCACACGUCCGUCACCAUGGAGGCACUUCUGUACAAACCCAUUGACCGCGUGACGCGGAGCACCCUCGUCCUGCACGACCUGCUCAAGCACACUCCCACCGACCACCCCGACUACCCGCUGCUCCAGGAUGCCCUCCGCAUCUCCCAGAACUUCCUCUCCAGCAUCAAUGAGGACAUUGAUCCACGGAGGACAGCGGUCACCACCCCCAAGGGGGAGACCCGGCAGCUGAUCAAGGACGGGUUCUUGGUGGAGUUGUCGGAGGGCUCGCGGAAGCUGCGACACGUCUUCCUCUUCACCGACGUCUUGCUCUGUGCCAAGCUGAAGAAGACAGCAGUGGGGAAGCACCAGCAGUACGACUGCAAGUGGUACGUGCCCCUGGCCGACCUGGUGUUCCCGUCACCGGAGGAGUCGGAGCACUGCCCGCAGGUCCACGUCAUCCCCGAUCACGAGCUGGAGGACAUGAAGAUGAAAAUCUCGGCCAUCAAGAGCGAGGUGCAGAAGGAGAAAGCCAACAAGGGGCAGAGCCGGGCCAUCGAGCGCCUCAAGAAGAAGAUGUUUGAGAACGAGUUCUGGCUGCUGCUGAACUCUCCCGCCAUUCCGUUCCGCAUCCACAACCGCAACGGCAAGAGCUACCUGUUCCUGUUAUCAUCCGACUAUGAGAGGUCUGAGUGGAGGGAGGCCAUUCAGAAACUGCAGAAAAAGGACAUCCAGGCCUUCGUCCUGAGCUCCGUGGAGCUGCAGGUGCUCACGGGAUCCUGCUUCAAGCUGCGCACUGUCCACAACAUCCCAGUCACCAGUAAUAAGGACGAUGACGAGUCCCCUGGGCUCUAUGGGUUCCUGCACGUCAUUGUCCACUCUGCCAAGGGCUUCAAGCAAUCUGCCAACCUUUACUGUACGUUGGAAGUGGACUCCUUUGGGUACUUCGUCAGCAAAGCCAAGACGAGGGUUUUUCGGGACACAACUGAGCCGCAGUGGAAUGAGGAGUUCGAGAUUGAGCUGGAGGGCUCCCAGUCCCUGCGGAUCCUGUGCUAUGAGAAAUGCUACGACAAGACCAAACUCAACAAGGACAACAAUGAAAUCGUGGACAAGAUCAUGGGCAAGGGACAGAUCCAGCUGGACCCGCAGGCCGUGCAGACCAAGAACUGGCACAUGGAUGUGAUCGAGAUGAACGGGAUCAAGGUGGAAUUCUCCAUGAAGUUCACGAGCCGGGACAUGAGCCUGAAGAGGACCCCGUCCAAAAAGCAGACCGGUGUCUUCGGAGUGAAGAUCAGCGUGGUGACAAAGCGCGAGCGCUCCAAGGUGCCCUACAUCGUGCGCCAGUGCAUCGAGGAGGUGGAGAAGAGGGGCAUCGAGGAGGUCGGCAUCUACAGGAUCUCUGGUGUCGCCACUGACAUCCAGGCUCUCAAGGCGGUCUUUGAUGCGAAUAACAAGGACAUCCUCGUGAUGCUGAGCGACAUGGACAUCAACGCCAUCGCCGGCACGCUCAAGCUGUACUUCCGCGAGCUGCCCGAGCCGCUGCUCACCGACAGGCUCUACCCCGCCUUCAUGGAGGGCAUCGCCCUCUCGGAUCCUGCUGCCAAGGAGAACUGCAUGAUGCACCUUCUCCGCUCGCUGCCUGACCCCAAUCUCAUCACCUUCCUCUUCCUGCUGGAGCACUUGAAAAGGGUAGCUGAAAAGGAGCCCAUCAACAAAAUGUCACUCCACAACUUGGCCACGGUCUUUGGGCCGACAUUGCUGAGACCUUCGGAGGGAGAGAGCAAAGGACACCUCACGCUGGCCUCUGACAUCUGGUCGCACGACGUGAUGGCCCAGGUCCAGGUCCUCCUCUACUACCUGCAGCAUCCUCCCAUCUCCUUCACUGAGCUCAAGCGCAACACACUUUACUUCUCCACGGACGUGUAGCCUGCAGCGGGGAGGCACCAGCUGCCAACACUCCCAGCCUCCCUGGGCCGGGGGACACGCAAGGGUCCACAGCCCCCCAGGGAGAGCUGCCCGCACCCCGCGCGGUGCCGCCUGCAGCUCUGCUACAAUCACGUACCAGUGGCCCGGCCUCAGCCCAGGCGCCGAGCCCCGCUGUAAAGUAGUCGUGUCUUAUGUCCCUUCUUGUGUUCAGGAAUUGUUUCUAUGUAUAUUUGUUCAACGGAAGAGGUAGUGGCUGACAAGGGCUGUGGACACAGGCUUGCCCCUCGGGUCAUUUUCUCCUGGACUCCUUUCUGCCCUCUGGCUCCUGCCCAGUGUCCUCACGUCUCCAAGACUGCAGCAUCCCACGAGUGCCUGUUUCUCUGCCCAGCCCACCUGCAUGUGCAGCACCAGCUCGCUUCGGAGGCCGGCAGCUCAAGGGCUUCCCGGUGACAGUGACGAUCGGCUCCCUUUUGUGGCUUGCUGCCUGCGCAACCGUUGGACCCCGCGCCUGGAGCCCGCUCUGCCCUGAGCGCGGAGCAGGGCGCCGCAUCCUCCUCGCCACGUCUCCUCGGCUGCUUGCAGGCCAGUUCCUCUCUAGCGGUCGCGUGCGCUUUGCCUGUGUGUGUAGCAUGGUGGUUACCUCCCCUCACCGUCCCUCGUGUCCCCGGCUGCGCUCUGGGGUGAGCUGCAGUGCCAAGGCUGGAGCGAGAGGUGCUGUGUGGGGCCUGAGCCACGGCCAACGGGGCCACGUCUGCUCCCUCUAGCCACGGGCUGACCCUGUGUUCUGGCCUAUGGCCAUCGGGGCAUGAAGGUCAAAAAAUUCUCCAAUGAGCCCUAGUGAGGAAGGCAGCGGGGUUUAGGCCUUGUUCUUGCCAAGCAGGAGGAUCUGUCCCUGCCCUUCCCAGGUGUCCCUAUCUCUGCCUUAGCUAUGUGGUUUGCCUCUCUCCAGCCGAGCUCUGCUAGGACCGACUCCUGGCCACGACCUGCUGCAGCCUCUUGCCACAAGCCUGCAGAGUGGCCUGACGUGGCUGCCGGGAAGGGAGCGUUUCCUUGCCCUCCUUGGCCCUUCCUUGCUGCCCGUAGCCGCAGGCAAACAGAAACACCUGGCUUUGCCACGCUGUUAGCUGGGCUGCUGGAGGCUGGAGCUCUUUGUGUUGGACCUGGCCAGCAACCCAGCCUGAGCACCCGCUCAGGAGGCCCAUGGGGAGCGAAAGCCUCUGGAGGCUCCGCUCAGCUGGGCCCUCGGUCCUGGGGGCAGCUUUGGUCCUUGUGCUGUUCCUCCUGCUGGCUCCGGUGUGCCCAGCGGGGUCAGCUCCGUUUGAGCCUCCAGUGCCAGCUGUGGCCCCAGAGGCUGGAGCUGCCAACCGCGUCCCCAGGCAGGCAGCUGGUGGGUGCUGCUCGCCAGGCCCCGCUGCAGCCGCCUGCCCGCCCGGCUCCCGCUCUGUCCCCUCUGCCGCGCUCUCAGGUAGGUGCUGGGACCUGUUGGGACACAAAUCCUUUCGCUCUGUGAGCCGAGUUCUUGUGGGAAAAGCCCCUUCCGCCCUCGCGUUGGCCCUGCGCUCUCCUGUGCCAAAUGGAGAUGGACCAGAAGUGACGGAGCGUUUCCGUGCGCGCAGCGGCGCUGCCUUUACCCAUCUGCUAACAGACUGUUCCAGGCAGAGCCCACCCCCGUUCCAGUGAUGCCCCAGGGAUGUCCCAAGCCCCCUGUCCGGGAAAGGGGGCACCUGCCAGCCCCGCACCAGCAACGCAACCAAAGGAGGGGAGGCCUUUCGGUCCCCCUCUCAAGGGCUCACACUCCAGACCCUGCUCCUCUGAACUACCAGCCAAACAGAAGGGGAACAGCACUGCAGAAGAUCCCCGGGCAUCUUUCUUGGCCCCGGACCUGGUAAGGAGGCUGCUUUUUAGAUCUGACUGUACAAGGGAUCCCUGUGUGUGUCUGACCUGUUACACGUAUCCAAGUCUCUGUCCAUGAUAGUGUCACUCAGACACUCUACAGCCAAUUCCCCCCGCGUGCCAGCGGCUGGAGGUCUGGUCUGCACAGCCCUGGCACAACAGGCUGCGGCUGUCCCUGUGACUGCCUUGGGUUUGUCCCUAUGGAAAGGAAAGGAAAGGAGGGGGGGAUGGAUUUUU